This is a messenger RNA of Notodromas monacha, 441 nucleotides long. The record is from the annotation of a GenBank genome assembly. NCBI's taxonomy places the organism in Eukaryota, Metazoa, Arthropoda, Ostracoda, Podocopida, Cyprididae.
AUGACUCGUGGAAAUCAACGUGAGUUGGCGCGACAGAAAAAUAUCAAGAAGUCGCAAGAUCAGAAGAAAAGCCAAACGUCAUCUGAUAAAGGCGCAAACAGAGGAAUGACUUUGGAAGAGAGAAAACAUAGAGACGCUGAAUUGAUGCGAGAGAAGCAGAAAAAAGCACUUGAAAAACAGCAAGGAGGAGGAAAGUGAUCGGAAGAAGUCGGCGAAUUAAAUUGAACAAGGAGUACGAUGUUCCUCAAAUUAGGAUUCGACCGCGCGGGAUUUGUGAUAUCUUAUCAUUUUCCACCACGAUUUGACGAUGUCCUUUUCAGCGCGCAAUAAUUUAACCAUCUUAUUUAUAUUUAAACUCUUAACAGAGUUUGUCUCCAACCACCUGCGCUGGAUUUCUCUUUCUUCUUGAGAAAUACAUCAGAGACUUGCUGAGUGGGUUCA